Messenger RNA from Trypanosoma rangeli, 915 nucleotides. RefSeq lists its product as uncharacterized. The transcript has a single exon. The record is from RefSeq and is a predicted model, not a curated record. Lineage: Eukaryota; Euglenozoa; Kinetoplastea; Trypanosomatida; Trypanosomatidae. Gene Ontology annotation, cellular component: membrane. The coding region runs from base 1 to 915 and encodes 304 amino acids.
AUGUUGCGUCGGCUCAAUCCCUGCGUGAGUUCCCGUAGCCUCAGCAUGGCAACGGGCUUGAGCAUCUUUAUUGCGGGAAGGUGGCUUCAGCAGCCACAGACACGCAGUUGCCCUGCUUUGAAGGAGAACUCGCUGAUGGCUCCGCCAACUCUCCGCCUGUCACGGCGCGGCUUCUCCCUGCAGCCACUGCAGCGCAUGCGUGGGGUAAAAAUGGUGAAGCCGGUAACCUCCCCGAUGAGCUACGGCGGGGAGAACUUUGGGGGUGGCAGCACUGCCGAUAGCCUGACGCCGUACGUCCGCCAGCACCUUUCGAAAGUGUAUGGACUUCUUGCCGCCGGUUCAGCCGUGGCUGGUGUUGGUUCCUUCUUGAUGUUUGCCACGGCCUUAGGAAAGUCCAUGCCGUUUUGGCUGCCUAUGGUGGGUGGAUUUGUGCCGCUUUUGUGGCUCUCCUUUGCCCCACCGCGAGACCCGACGUUGAAGCUAGCCCUCUUUUUUUCAUUUACUCUUCUUGAGGGCAUGGCACUGGCUCCGUUGGUAGCGAUGACGCUGGCUAAAGGUGUUCUUGGCACCGCCGUUGUUCUCACAGGGGCGGUGUUUUUCGGUUUCAGUGCUGCCGCCCUCUUAUGCCCCCGGGCCUCUCUGCUGGCGCUUCAAGGUCCACUCUUCGGGAUGCUAAUGGGCAUGGUGGCAAUUUCGAUUUUGAACCUUUUCUACCCAACUGCCUUCGCCCACUCACUCAUCCUGUACGGCGGCCUUGCGCUCUUCUCGCUUUUUGUGUCGGUGGAUACGCAGGCCAUGAUUGAACGAGCCCGCUGCGGCGCUGGCGAUUACGUGCAGGAUGCUCUGCAAAUGUUCCUGAACGUCGUCAACAUCUUUGUGCGCAUUGCCCAAAUACUUGGCUCCAUGGAGCGGUAA